Messenger RNA from Salvelinus sp. IW2-2015, 2431 nucleotides. It is a transcript of the gene aoc2, whose product is annotated as amine oxidase copper containing 2. Gene Ontology annotation, biological process: amine metabolic process. Gene Ontology annotation, cellular component: plasma membrane. The record is from RefSeq and is a predicted model, not a curated record. Gene Ontology annotation, molecular function: copper ion binding; quinone binding; primary methylamine oxidase activity. Lineage: Eukaryota; Metazoa; Chordata; Actinopteri; Salmoniformes; Salmonidae.
UAGCUCAUCCGAAAUUCACUUGCGCGCCUAAUCUUAUUUCAUGCUCGCAAUCGCCUCCUCUAUCCAGAACACCCCAUGGUGUUUAGAUGGUGGUUUUGAGAAUGACUUCGUUAGUUAAAUGGAUAUUGAUACUCCUUGGCCUGAUCUCAGUAAUAGCGAAUAUUGUCAUUGUAUGUCUUUACUCAGGUAGGCUGCCCAAAUGCUCCUCGAAGCCGCAUCAUGUUUUCAAGGGCAAACACAAUGAACGCAGCGCGGUGUUUGCUGACCUGUCCGCCGAGGAAUAUCUCCAAGUCCGCGACUAUAUGAGUAAUCAGAAAGACUUGGAUAUUUCUGUCAAUSCGCUUACAAAGCCUUCAGGGAAUUUUCUCUUCUUAAUUGAUGUUUUGUUGCCAAGGAAAGCAGAUGCGCUUGGCUACCUAGAUAACAAUAAGCCCAAGCCGGUGAGAGAGGCGACUGCGGUGGUUUUCUAUGGCACCCUUGGGCACAUUAAAGAAUAUGUGGUGGGACCUCUCCCCAACCCGACUUAUCACCGCGAUGUCACCGUUGAGAGRUAUAAAGAAGAGUUGCCCAUCAAUGCGCGUACGGUCACCAUUGGUGAAUAUGCACUUAUUUUCAAGUUUAUUAAUGAAGAGGUAUUUACAAAACUUGGUAAAAUUGUGAAAGAAAGUUUUGAUGUCAGUAAAGAGAAAACCCUGAAUUGUUUCGAAGGCAUGCCUCGGGGUGUCAAAUCAGGAGAGAGACAGACAUGGAUAUCUUUCUUUCGUGAUUUGAGUGGGAUGUACAUCCACCCUGUAGGUUUGGAAGUUUUAAUCAACCACGAAAGCACCAACGCGUCUCUUUGGAGUGUGAAGAGAUUACUUUAUAACGGACAGUACUUUGACAGUGUGGAGGAUCUUAUAAAACAAUAUGAUGAUGGAAAAGUGACUAAAAUUGUGUAUAAACCUGUCCAGAACUAUGCAUCACUCAAACCUAAAAUUAAACCCACCGGUUUAAGCCCUCAGCAGUUUUACGCGCAAGGUAAACGCUUCAGUGUCAAGAAUAAUCAUGUUAUGUAUCUCGAAUGGAGUUUUGCGUUUGGUCUGAGUUCCCUCACCGGUAUGAGAGUUUUUGACGUUCGUUUCAAGGGGGAAAGGAUAGCUUAUGAGGUUAGUGUUCAAGAGGCAAUGUCAGUGUAUGGUUCCAUCACACCCGGCAUGAUUCUGACUAAGUUUUUGGACUCUAGUAUCGGAAUAGGGCGCUUUGCGCACGAGCUCGUUCGAGGCGUGGAUUGUCCGUACGCUGCAACCUACAUCGACACUUUCCGAUACAUUGACGUCAGUGCACCUCAUAGAUUCAGGAAUUCAAUUUGCCUUUUUGAGCACAAUACAGGCCGUCCUCUCAGAAGACACUUCUCGGACUUUUUCAGCAAUAGUUAUGGAGGCAUGGUUAACAGUGCCUUAGUUUUUAGGACCAUUACGGCCAUAGGUAACUAUGACUACUUGUGGGACUUCAUUUUUUACCAGAGCGGCUCUGUUGAGACCAAAGUGCAUGCCACUGGAUACAUAUCGUCAUCUUUCAAUGUUGAUGGCAAUCUCAAAUACGGACACCAGGUGGCAGAAAAUACUAUUGGGAACAUCCACACUCAUUUCAUCAACUUCAAAGUUGACCUGGACGUGUUGGGGGUUGAGAAUGUAUUCCAGACCAAGGACAUGAAGUUUAUGAAUGUGUCUUUACCCUGGAUGCCGGAGCGCUAUGCCAUGGUUCCUCAGCUGGUGGAGGCCCAGCUAAAGACUGAGAAGGAGGCUGCUCUCCGCUACGACACCAAGACGCCACGCUACCUUCACAUCGCAAGCAACCGCACCAACCGCUGGGGCCACCAACGCUCCUACCGCCUCCAGGUGGUCAGCUUCACCGGUGACAGCCUUCCAGAGACGGAGCCAGAGGAGAAGUCCAUGUCUUGGGCUAGGUAUAAAGUGGCCAUCACUAAGCACAAAGACUCAGAACAGACCAGCAGUAGCCUGUACAGUCAGAACAACAUGUGGACACCAGCAGUGGACUUCAGCAAGUACAUUGAGGAUGAUGAGAGCAUUGAGAACCAGGACCUGGUUGCCUGGGUAACCACCGGCUUCCUCCACAUUCCUCACGCUGAGGACAUCCCCAACACAGUUACCGUUGGAAAUGGAGGCGGAGUGAUCCUGAGACCACAUAACUACUUUGACGAGGACCCGUCUAUUCACUCUCCAGACGGGGUGUACAUCAGUCCAGGGUCAGAGGGAAACUGUGAAAAUAACAAGAUGGCCUGCUUGGCUGAAGACGCAUGCAGCCCAGUCAUUGAACCCUUCACCUACAGUGGGUUUGAAGGGACCAUAAAGUUUGAAGAGUGAAAAAAAAAGUCCCCAGUCCCAAUCCUGAGUGUGCUCUGCGCUAAACACUUAAACACCUGUGAAAAUGU